AUGCCAUCUCCCCACUUCGCGUCGGUCGGAUCCGUGCCGUCGUCGUUUACGGAACGCUCUGGCGAGCUCCCUGUCCGGGUGCCCAUCCACAGCUCCGCGCAAGGCCGACCCACCCCUCUAUCUCCGGUGAGGCGUUCAACGAGGGAGUCGACGGUGGUCCCUACUCAAGCUGGAAGCCACGGCGGAGUAGGAGGCCGAUGUACGCAAGGUGCUGGUGGUGAGGAAGCCCGACUUCGGGCUUCCCCACCGCCUUCCCACCGCCUUCCCGACCUGCACGCAAGGUACCUGCCGACGCCGGGAGGGGGCAGGUCGAAGGGCUGCAAGGUCGUCUUGCGGUCGUCCAAGACCAUUUCCAGUUCCCCGUCGCUGAGGACAUAUUUUCACGCUUCCGGGGACAAGCACGAGGCCAGCGAGUGCGAGCCAUCAAGGUCAGGUGUUUGGCGUCGCUUCUCCAACAUCAUGUACAAGAUGGCCGACAUCGACAUGGACAAGAGGCCAGAGAGCUCUCAGCGGAGGAGAUAAAGGGAGUGAUGAUGAUGUUGCAGAACCCACGACAGUUCAAGGUGCCGGACUGGUUCCUCAACAGGAAAAAAGAUUAUAUUGGCAGCAGGUUGUCCCAGGUCGUCUCCAACCAGCUUGACACGAAGCUCAGGGAUGGCCACGAGAGGCUCAAGAAGAUCUG
This is a messenger RNA of Lolium rigidum, 682 nucleotides long. RefSeq lists its product as uncharacterized. NCBI's taxonomy places the organism in Eukaryota, Viridiplantae, Streptophyta, Magnoliopsida, Poales, Poaceae. The record is from RefSeq and is a predicted model, not a curated record. The transcript is spliced from 4 exons. Bases 1 to 522 code for a protein of 173 amino acids.